Molecule: messenger RNA, 4076 nt
Organism: Rana temporaria (common frog)
Lineage: Eukaryota; Metazoa; Chordata; Amphibia; Anura; Ranidae
Gene: TIRAP
Product: TIR domain containing adaptor protein
Exons: 3
Coding region: 385-2901 (838 amino acids)
Biological process (GO): signal transduction
Source: RefSeq, a predicted model, not a curated record
ACGGAUUAUGCUUGUAAUCCAAGGUUCCACUGAAUUGCACAGCUUACAUCCAAAAAUAUUGAAGCGCUUCACCCAAAUCCACAACAUUUGUGGUUUUGUAAGGUAGUUUUGCACACAAAAAAGUUGAUGAAGCCACAGAUGCGAUUUACUAGGUAGUGAAUCCAGAAGCACAAUAUCAGUUUCCAUAGAAUUAUACCCACAGGAUGUAUUUCCACUACUGCAGUCAAAUUUGGGAAAAUCCCAGUAUAUAUUUUUUCAUUCACAUAACAUACCUAAAAAUAGGAGCAGACCUUGGAAGUAACUUUCAGAAGGAUCCAAGGAAGCCCUGGGCCCCCUCUUGCAUCUGAUGAAGGAAUAAUGGCUGCUGGAGAAAACUGAGCAAACAUGAACUGGACAAAGAUCUGUGCUGGCAGAGGAGUCCCGAGCAGGAGGGCUUCAAAAAUGGGUGGUAAAGAAAGUAAGCCAAUACCGACCACCCCUCGAAGACCUGUGCCAACUAGAACUACCAUACCAGCCCCUGAGAGAGUCCUCGUGUGGCCAAAGAACAGUGCCCGUUGGCAGAAGCUGUACGACGUAUAUAUUUGCUCUAGUGAAAGGGACAUUUCUUAUGCUAAUGCAUUGCUCUUGUACCUACAGAAGCAGCCAGAAAAUGUGCGUUGCUUCCUGCCUAUGCGGGACAUGAAUCCUGGUGGAGCCAUUCCAACAGAGAUGACAAAUGGUGCAGAAAACAGUCACUGCUGGAUAAUGCUGCUGACCUCUAGCUCUCUCUCAGACCCAUGGUGCCAAUAUCAAAUGCAGCAGUUUCUGGCAUUGGCUCCAUAUGGCAAUGGGCGUUUGAUUCCGGUCUUGGUAGAGCUAACACUCCAAUAUUACCCAAAAGAACUAAGGCAUAUGUUUGCCUUUAAAGAUGUUCAAGGUGACCAGAAAGUGUUUGAACAACUAAGGAAAGUCGUAGUUUCAUACCUUUCAGCGCUACCAACAGUUACAACUCACCAAGAUGAUUCAAAAGAAGAAACAAACAGCAACACUUCUGAAAGAAGCCCAUCCAGCAGCCUGCUUGUAAUAAACAGCCAAGUCACAAGCUCACACACACUGAAGCCCACCAGCGAUACCUCAGUGAUAAGCUCUGGAACACAAGGGUCCACUGGUGAUACACCAUUGAGAAGCUCCAUGACACAAGAGUCCACUAACAUUAGGUCAGUGAGAAAUGACAUAAAUCAAGAGGCCACCAGUGACACAUCAGUAGAAAGCCUCAUACAGGAGGCUGCCAGCAAUGCAUCAAUGUCGGCUAGCAACAUGUCAGUCAUCACACAAACCUCCACCAGCAACAUAUCUGUGAAAAGUUCAGUGAACCAACAGACUAUCAGUGAGGCAUCGCUGAAAAGCACCUAUACACAAGCAUCUGCCGGCAGUACCUCAUGGACAGGUUCCCAGGAAUUCGCCAAUAAUAAGUCAGUGGGAACUUCCAUCCCGCAAGGGUUCACCAGCAAUAUGUCAACGACAAGCCCUGUUACACAAAGGUCCAUCUGUAACACAUUCAUGGGAAGCCCCAUGACACAAGACUCCAUUAGUGAAACUUGCUUGCCCAACAUGAACCUCUCAUUAUGGAACUAUGAGACACUAGUAUCCGAUACCAACACAUUGGCUAUAAACUGUAAGACAAUGGAUUCCAACACAUCAACGAGGAUCUCUACUGAGAUUGAAUUGCAGGAAUAUGCAAUUUCAAAAAAAGUUGACCGUGGAUCUUUCAAGAAGGAGACCGUUAAUAUGGAUUAUCAUGGCUUGGAUAGUAAUUUCUCUGCUAGGACCAACAACUCAACCAACCAGAGCAAUACAUCCACUAGUUAUGGUGGUGCCCAAAUGAACAGGGAUACAGAAAUUCUUCAAGGAGAUAUAUACACAAGUUGUGGUGGGACUAAUGCAGAAAUGAAGGACCCUCUAGACCUCUGGAGAGAGAUACACACUAGCUGUAGGACAAAAGCAGACAACAAGGCAUUUCAAAGCUUACAGAGACACAUAUAUUCUAGUUGUGCUGGGGCCAAGACAGAGAACAAGGACUCGGGAAGUAAUCUAUACACUUAUAGUGGACUGCAAGCAGGCAGAAGGGAUACUCUAAGCCAGCAAAGCAAUAUAUACACUAGUUCUGUCAGGGUUAAAGAUGUCCAGAAAGACAGAUACACAAGGUGUGGUGAGGCAGAAGCAAGGGAAGGAGACUCUAAAAUGUUCCCAGAAGAUUUAUAUGCUGGUUGUGGUGGGAUGCAGACAGGGAAUAUGGACUCUCCAAGCUAUCCUUGUGAUAUAUACACUAGCUGUGAUGGGAAGCAAGCACAAAUGGACUCUCAAAGUCUCCAAACUGAUAUGUACACUAGUUCCAAAGGGAAUCGGAGAGAAAAAAAGACCUCUGAUAGCUUCCAGAGUGAUCUGUAUACUAGUUAUAAGGGGACACAAACAGAGUUAAAGAAUGCUCAAACGCUUGAAGGAGAAAUUACCAUAGGUUGUGGGGGGCUCCAAGCAUCAAACAACAUUUCUGAAAGCUCACAGGAUGAUAUAUACACCAGUUCAGAUGGAAGGAAGAUGGUGAAAAAGAACCACCAAGCACUCUGCAGUGACCUGUACUUUAGUGGCACCACUGCUCAGACCAUGGACCAAAACACUUCAGUUCUUCAAAGCAAUGUAUGCACAGAUUGUACUGUCACCCAGGCAGAGGAUAAGGAUUCAGACAAUUCCAUUUGUAAUUUAAAUGCCAGCUGUACUGGUGCCAAGGCUUUUGGUAGUGACUCCUGGGUAUACAGUAGCAGGAUUUCCAUGAACUGUAGUGGUGCCCAGGCAGUGAAGCCUACCAUACAUACACAUAGAGAUGAUAGCAGUAAAUCAGCCAGUGAUGCAGCAGAUAAAACCUGAUGUCUAAACAUCAUGCCCUAUCUGACAAUUGCAAUCUAGAACAGGGUUUAAUCCCUAAUACUUGUAGUGCCGCUCUAAGCAAAGAAGGGGCAUGUGUAUAGUCCCGCUGGUACUCAGGAAAGGGGUGCUGGCUGAAACUAUCACCACUCAGUAGUGUACCUAGAAAGGUGCUUCUCUCCCAAUCCAGUCUGGGAGGUUAACAUGAGUGAGAUGGGGCCUAGAAGCCUAGGUGGGUUGGGUGAAACAUGUUGGAAGGGCGUGGCUUGUGGAGUGGUGCAAGGCUGAGGCCAUGUCACACAUGUUAACCUCACAGACUGGAUUGGGAGAGUGGCGAUUUUUCUAAAGUAGGGGUUAAUCCCCCAUUAACAGCAGGUAUCUGGUAUUGCGAUGCUAGAACAAAAGAUGUGCAAGAAACAACACCGUAAAUCAGCUAGUGUAGCAGACUAAUAUGGGAUGCUUUUGCUACAGAAUGAGGGGAACUUAUUAAAACUGGAGCAGACAGCCACGCAUAGUAACCAAUGGGCUUCUAGGUUCAGCUUGUUCGGUUAAGCUUUGAAAAUUAAAGAUAGACGAUGACUGGCUGCCAUGCACAACUGCUCCAGAUUCUGGCUGCUCCAGCCUUGGUAAAUUCCCCUGAAUGAGUUUGGAGCAAUCAAACCGUACAAGGAGGAAGUAUGACCAUAAGUCCUGGAUAUAGACUUAGGGCGUUAAGCCUAAGUCCAUGACCCGAUGGUCAAACUUCCUCCUUGUACUGUUUGAUCCCCAAAACUCAUUCAGGGGAAUUUAAUUGUUUGGUCAAAACUUUUAAUAAAAUAAAAAAAAACGGGACAGUACCUACACUCAAUGUGAAGUGUCCCUUUUGCUACUGGCUGUGGUUUUAGCUGACAUUCCACUUCUGACCCUUUUCUCUAUGGAGGAGCACCGGAACCUGGGAGAUAACAGGCAUUUGCCAAGAGUGCCAGCUAUGCAAGCCCCUUCUGCCUUCCUCCCUUUAUUUAGAGAACUGUACGCUAGCUUCCAUUAAUGUACAGCAAUCUAUAAAUCCAUUCCUAGAUUGAUUUUCAUUGAUGGCGUUUUCCACCUCCCUCCAUAACUUCUAACUCUGGGGGUUAUUUACUAAAGGCUAAUCCACUUUGCACUAAAAGUGCACGUGAAAUUGCACUUAAUAUUGCAGU